This is a messenger RNA of Tetranychus urticae (two-spotted spider mite), 1619 nucleotides long. RefSeq names its product E3 ubiquitin-protein ligase RNF170. The record is from RefSeq and is a predicted model, not a curated record. Gene Ontology annotation, molecular function: ubiquitin protein ligase activity; metal ion binding. NCBI's taxonomy places the organism in Eukaryota, Metazoa, Arthropoda, Arachnida, Trombidiformes, Tetranychidae.
UUUUCUGUUUUUUAGUUGAUUUGUUGAUUAUUUAUCCCUUAGAACAAUGAAUCUAGUACGCUGUUUAAAUCACGACGUUGUUAAUUCUUAAAUUAGACGGAUAAUGUCCCAUUUUACCUGCUCAAAAACAUAAAAAGUGGACGUUAUGUUUUGCUUUGUUUAUCUAAUCUUGUUUCAUUGAAAUGUUUGUAACAUCUUGUGGCUUUUGUUUUUAACAGUGUCUUUGUGUUGGAACUUGUGUUUUGUUUCUUGACAGUUAUCCAAUUACAAUAAAUAUUAGCUGCUAAAAAUUUAUCACUGUAAAUAAUUUGUUAAUAUUCAAUUUUUAAGGUUUAACUUUUGUAUAUUUUGAUAUAUUCUACAAAUUAUGGAUUAUAUGGACACCAUUGCAAGCUUCAUCAGUGUUGAGGGCUUUGGUACAGAAGUCAUUGUAACUGGCUUUUUAGCAACUGUAACCUUAAGUUUAUUAUUUUAUUUAGUUAAUCGCCAGAUAAGAGCUAGCGGAUUCCAAUUUAUACACCCUUCAAGCCAGGAGGCUGUGAAUAAUGCUAGACAACAAUUGAAUAUACUUUAUUCUAGUAGAUUGGUCUCAAAUCGUUUAAACUCUAACGGUGAUACGAAUGGCACUAAUGACACAAAUCAAGCCAAUGGUGCCAGCUCAAAUGAGGAUAGCAAUGGCAACAAUAAUCAAGAAACGGAUGGUAAUCUUAAUGGUAACUUUGUUCGUCUUAAUCAUUAUGGAGUCGAUUCGGCUUGCCCUGUGUGCCUAAAUGAACCUGUUCACCCUGUUGAAACAAACUGUGGACAUUUAUUUUGUGGAAAAUGUUUAACUGUUUAUUGGAGACACGGGAGAUGGUUAGGACCUGUACUCUGUCCAGUUUGUCGCCAACAAGUUUCUUUGAUUCUUCGUUGCUUCCCAGAAAGCAAUAAUUUAACAGCUGAGGAAUCGAAUGAAGUACAAAAUUUGUUGCGAGAUAUUCACGAGUACAAUAGGAGAUUUAGUGGAGAGCCCAGACCAUGGAUCGAUUAUUUAUAUGAUCUCCCAACACUGCUACGACACAGUGUAUCUGAGUUUUUCACCGUCGGAGGAUUGAUGUGGAUGUUUCGAAUCAGAAUAUUUUUGUGUUUCAUAGGAGCGAUUAUGUACUUAAUAAGUCCUCUUGAUAUUUUACCUGAAGCAGUCUUUGGUCUUUUCGGUUUUCUUGAUGAUGUUUUUGUGGUUCUCCUUUUCGCAAUAUAUGUUACAAUUAUCUAUAGAAGAUUCCUCGCUAAUCGUUGGGAAAAUGCCAGCCUAUUAUGAUUCUAUACGCUCAAGCUGAGGGAUGAAACAGGAUUUCCCAGUUCACCCGAAGGAAAAUGGAGUCCACCCAAAUGAAAAUGUUCGGGAUUAUAAGGUGCCUAUAAUCCCUUGCAUAAAAAAUUGUUUGAUUAACAUCUGUUUAAAUUGUUUAAGUCUUUUUUCAUUAUUGUUCUUGAAAUGAGUCAAUUGUGAUUCAACUCUUCACCAAUCGCUGUAUUUUCAUGAAAAUAUCAAUGAAGAUGGUUUAUAAUCAAUUUAUUUAUUUUCUUCAACAUAAUCGAUUGAGUAAAAUGAAUAAAUCCGAGAGAUGGUCGAUGGA